Molecule: messenger RNA, 879 nt
Organism: Sclerotinia borealis F-4128
Lineage: Eukaryota; Fungi; Ascomycota; Leotiomycetes; Helotiales; Sclerotiniaceae
Source: the annotation of a GenBank genome assembly
AUGGUAUCUCUAGAUACUACACGGCACUCGACACUUCAUGCUGCUCGCCGUGGGUACCAGUACGCCGAUCUCCUAGUCAAGCAGCUACAAAAACGGGAGGGCACAACUGUUGAUCUUACUGGAGCGGCUGUUAAGGGCUCGACCAAUGUUACUGGCAAGUUCACCAUCAAUGAAUGGUGUUUACUGUCGCUCUUCCUUCAAGAACGACUCAAAAGCUCUCCAAAUUCUUGUUCAAUGCAGAUUGAAAUUACCCAUCAACCAAUUCAACUAAUCCGUACCAACCCAAGAAGCCCACUCGGCCGCUGCUUCGAUAAUAUCGUCUACGUCAGUCAUUCCUACGCCGGAUGGCUAGGGACAGAUCUUGCUGUGGCUUACCCCAAAGAUGUGAAUGCUAUGGUAUUGACGAGCUGGAGUACUGCGGUAAACUUCACACCUUUUGCAUCCACGGAGCUCGAGCCUGUAUCAAUCUUAGACCCCAGAAAGUUCCCAAAGCUGCAGCUAGGAUGCAUCGCUGUGAAAACGCAAUCAAAUCGCACCUCAUUGUUUUACGCCAGUGAUUACAGUCAACAAGUCGCUGCGUACGAUUUUGCAACGGCAGAUACUUGGACGAUUGGUGAAACGGGAAACUUAGGAUUUGUCUUACCACCUGUGAAUUACACUGGGCCUCUUUACAUUGCGACAGGUGUAGAAGAUAAACUUUUCUGCCAGCCACCUAUCGCAGCAUGCCAGACAAUCUUAAAAGAUACGCAACAAUUCUUUCCGGGGGUAGAACGGUUUGGAUUCACCGCUGUUGAAAACACUGGUCACACUUUGAUGCUUCAUAAAUCAGCGCAGCAGACGUUUGCCAAGAUCCAUACGUUUUUGGACGCAUUUUUGUAA